AUGCCCGGCCUAGCCCGCAAACUAACCAUCCAUGCCUCUCCUGACGGGCUGAUCAUCCACCCUCAAAACAUAUCCAAAGGCCUGAUCCGCAUCAACGAUCCUCAACCCAAGAAUCCUCACUCACAUACCCGCUCGCCCUCUGCGUCAGCGCUCGCCACGGCCCCUGUGCGCAUUCGCUAUGGGGAUGGGGCCAUCUCUACCGUGGCGAGGAGUAGUUUGGCUGCUGGGGGAGUGGGGGAUUUGGCGGGGUUGGUGAGAGAAGGGGAGGCGUUUGAGGCUUUUGGAGUUGUGGGCCUGAUCCGCGUCUUCCGCCACAUCUACCUAGUCACCAUCACCGGUCGUGAACAAGUCGCCUCCAUCCCCUACCGCGGCGGCACCGCUCCCGUCUACGUCAUAACUGACGUCGCCCUCACCCCCUGCACCUCCCAUGAAGAAGCCCGCGCCGCAGUAUCCAAAACCUCUGCUGCCUUACGUAAAGCCCAGCAACAUCAAAAAGGCAGACUCUCCUCCGACUCAGCAUCCAGCCGCUCCUCCAAAGCCGCCAGCGCUAACAAUUCCUCUGGGGACGAUGAAAGCAGUCCCGAGGGUGACGACAACGAGAACGCGAUUGAAGGUGAAGUCGAUGAUGAUGAUGUUGUGGCUGGCCAGGGUAAGCAGGGCGGACCAUCAUCAUCAGCAGCAGCCCCGGAGACAGGAGACCCGCCCUCCCGACGAAGCAGCAUCGCACAGGAUGUGAUUGAGCGCCGGGGCAGUUAUGGUCGGUUCGCAAAGAAAUGGUUCAGCCGUAGUGGCUGGGCGAUCGAUCAGAAGCGAAUGAUGGGCCUGUCGUCAAGCGCGACGGGGAAUGACAGCAGUGAUAGUCUGCCGAGCAGUAUCAAGAAAGCGUCAAUCGGUGGCAAGACUGCCGGUCCCAGCGCUGGAAGGAAUGGCACGGACAUGCCGGACGGGAGUGAGGCGGCGGUGAGGUUGUUGCCAAAGCUGUUGCGGACGAGUCAGAUGCUUUUUGGGUCGAGCAGGACGUUCUUCUUUUCGUAUGAGUGCGAUAUUACAAGGAGUGUGGCGGCGGAGGUUGCGAGGACCCCUCCUCCUUCGCCGUUGGUGCCGCUGCAUCGGCUGGUGGAUCAGACGUACUUCUGGAACAGGCAUGUCCUCCAGCCGUUUAUUGACGCUGGGCUGGACAGUUUGGCAUUGCCUUUGAUGCAGGGGUUUGUUGGGCAGAGGACGUUUAUUGUUGACAGCCAGCCGCCGCAGGUUGAUCCUGACGGUGGUGGUGGGACAGGAGGGGGAGGGGGUGGAGGAAGCAAGAAAGGGAAAGUUGUGGUAAAGGAGAGCGUUGAGUUGGAGGAUUUUGGGUCCAGAGCGGCAUCGCCUACCCCGCCAGAGCCGUCGAUGCGUCCGACGGAGAGGAAGUUCGAUAUUACGGUGAUUUCGAGGAGGUCUACCAAACGAGCUGGGUUGAGAUACUUGAGGAGGGGUAUUGAUGAAGAAGGGAAUGUGGCCAACUGCGUCGAGACAGAGCAGAUCCUUUCGCCGGCAGGCGUACCUUGGGAUGGGCCCAAUGUGAAGGUUCAUUCGUUCGUCCAGACGCGCGGUAGCAUCCCGCUGUUCUUCACCCAAUCUCCCUAUUCGCUCAAACCGGUGCCUGUGAUGCAGCACUCAGAGGAGACCAACUUCUCCGCGCUCAAAAAGCACUUUGAGGGCUUGAAGAGACAGUACGGCUCAGUACAGGUUGUCAACCUUGUCGAAAAGCAGGGUGUCGAGGCACCAAUCGCCGAGGCAUACCAACGGAACAUUCAGCGACUCAACGAGGAGGAACUGCAGAAGGACUCUGACAAAGUAGCCUUUGAGUGGUUCGACUUCCAUGCCGUUUGCCGUGGCAUGAAGUUCGAGAACGUCGCGCUCCUCCUAGAAAGCCUCCGCGGCAAGCUAGAAGGUUUCGGCAGUACUGUGCUGGCCGGCGGACAACUUGUGUCGCGUCAGCAGGGGAUUCUAAGGACCAACUGCAUGGAUUGUCUUGACCGGACGAAUGUCUGUCAAAGCUCGUUUGCUAAGCACAUGCUGGAAGUACAGCUCCAGGAGGAAGGCUUUGAUUUAACUAUCCAACAAGACCAGCAGCAGGUGUGGUUUAACACCCUGUGGGCCGAUAACGGAGAUGCCAUUUCGAAGCAAUACGCUUCAACCGGCGCCAUGAAGGGCGACUAUACCCGAACUAGGAAGAGGGAUUAUCGCGGUGCGUUGACCGAUGCUGGGUUGUCGUUGACACGACUGUUCAAUGGCAUGUUUAAUGACUUCUUCCUCCAAGCCAGCAUCGACUUCCUGCUAGGCAACGUGACCGCCCUCGUCUUCGAAGAGUUCGAGACGACCAUGAUGACCAAGGACCCGGCCGUCUCCAUGCAAAACAUGCGCCAGCAAGCCAUCGAGCUCUGCCAAAAGCGUGUCGUAGCCGACGAAAAGGAAGAAUUCAUCGGCGGCUGGACGCUAUUAACCCCCAAGACCCCAGAUACAGUCCGCUGCACCAACCCCGACAUGGAGGAAGCAGUUUUGCUGCUGACCGAUGUAGCGUUGUACCUGUGUCGGUUCGAUUGGAGCCUGGACAAGGUAUCAUCCUUCGAGCGCGUCGAUUUGGCGCAUGUCACCAAGAUUCAGUUCGGGACGUACAUUACAUCGACGAUUGCCCCGUCCCAUCUGGACGAGAUGCGCAACAUUGGAAUCGUGAUCGAGUACCGGCCGGGUACGACCGACAUUACCAGGGUUAACACCCGGUCGCUGUCAAGUAACUUGGGAACGGGACUAGAAUCGGUCGAGCAAGCCCCUGCACAGUCAGCCUUCGCCAACUUCCUCUCCCGCCGGCCACAGAGCACCGUCCCUUCCCCACGGAAGAUCGCGCUGAAAGCGCUCUACAGCCAAACCUCCGUGGCUGACCCCCUCGCGCAGGAUAAGGCCGACGAGCCGGGGGCCAUUACACGGUUGUCUGAGGUGCAGCAGAUGCUUGUGAUCGCGACGGAGAUUGAGCGGUGGGCAAUUAUGAACCAGCCGCGCGAGGCGGGUAGUAAUGCGGCCGAGCCUAGCCUGAUUGAGCGUGGGGAUAUCGUGUCGGUGGCUGAGGCGAAGAAGAACACGGGGCUGUUCGAGCAGCUGGGGCAUUCGAUUAAGAAGUUGGUGUGGGCGUGA
Messenger RNA from Thermochaetoides thermophila DSM 1495, 3171 nucleotides. RefSeq lists its product as uncharacterized. Gene Ontology annotation, molecular function: phosphatidylinositol-4-phosphate phosphatase activity. Gene Ontology annotation, cellular component: endoplasmic reticulum. Bases 1 to 3171 code for a protein of 1056 amino acids. NCBI's taxonomy places the organism in Eukaryota, Fungi, Ascomycota, Sordariomycetes, Sordariales, Chaetomiaceae. The transcript has 3 exons. Gene Ontology annotation, biological process: phosphatidylinositol dephosphorylation. The record is from RefSeq and is a predicted model, not a curated record.